Medioppia subpectinata is the source of this 7097-nucleotide messenger RNA. The record is from the annotation of a GenBank genome assembly. NCBI's taxonomy places the organism in Eukaryota, Metazoa, Arthropoda, Arachnida, Sarcoptiformes, Oppiidae.
UUUAAAACCGAUACUUCAGAAACUGGCCGAGGAUUUCGUGUCAGUUAUCGGAUUAAUUGCACGAAUACUGUCUACGGCUAUAGGGGUGUCAUUGAAAGUCCGAACUACCCGGAGCUGUACAACCAUAACGCCAACUGCUCGUGGCGUGUGAGGGCUCCGCGCGGUAACAAUAUAACCAUCGCUUUCUCCCGACUCCUCAUCGAACCGGACCUCAACUGUCAGUUUGAUUACGUGAAGGUCUCUAACUAUAACCCAGUGAUCAAUAAUUUGACACAAAUCGCCAAAUACUGCGGCACUUCUAACCAAUUGCCGCCGCCGUUCAACACCACGUCCAGCGACGCGAUUGUCAACUUUGUUAGCGAUGGUUCUGUCGCUCACAUCGGCUUUCGACUGGAAUGGGUUAGUGUCGGCUGCGGUGGAGAUUUCAUUAACAAACAAACCGGUCAAAUAACAUCACCCAACUAUCCGUACGGCUAUCCACACGACACGGAGUGUCUUUGGCACAUACGGGCGCCCUUUGGUUUCGCUAUUGAGCUCACUAUACAAGUGUUUGAUCUCGAGUCCGGCAACGGCUGUACCUUUGAUUAUAUGAAUGUUUACGGCGGACCCGACCAGACCUCACCAUUACUUCUUAACCAAUGCCAUCGAAUACAGGACCAGAAAGUGGUCACAUCUAUGGGACGCUCGAUGACAAUUAAGUUUAAGAGCGAUUCUUCUGUUACAGGUCGAGGCUUUACGGCUAUGUUUCGAGUGAAGAGCGGCUCAUGUAGUGGUCGAUACACAACAGAGACGGCGACCAUAACGUCACCCAAUUUCCCGAACGCACCGUUCGAUGCAUUAGACGACUGCGAGUUUGUGGUUGAAGUGAACGGUCUUCACGACAUUGAGCUCACAGUCGAAGAUUUGGACAUUCCUUCCGACGUUAACUGCACUCAAAGCUAUUUAGCAAUAUAUGACGGUUUGUCUACUGAAGACCCGACAAUUGCCAGAAUCUGCGGAACUGGUGUUCCGGCGACUAAUAUAUACCGAAGUACUGGUAAUAAAGUUUAUAUCAGAAUGAAAGCCAACGGACAGAGAACUGGAAAAGGAUUCAAAUUAUCGUAUAAAACAAAGUGCGGCGGAAGGAAAGUGUUGAACAGCAAUGAGAUGGGAGAACUCACUUCACCCAACUAUCCGCUGCACUCUGUGGUGAACAUCGCCUGUCACUGGAUUCUAAUCGCCUCUAAGCCCGAAGAGCACAUAACCCUCACAUUCACCCGCAUAGACAUAAGGGAGUCCCAGAACUGUAACGAUUACGUUGAGGUACGGGACGGCGAUUCUGGUGCCGGAAUGGAUUUGGCCGCCUCUCCUCUCAUCGGCAAAUACUGUGGCGACAGAAUACCGGCGCCGAUCACAUCCCAGGGCAACGCUCUCUACAUUACCAACUCGUUUGGCAUAUUUCGGGCCACUUAUGCCACUUCCACCUCAUUCUGUGGCGGAGACAUCACAUCGCAGGAAGGAAUAUUUCAAUCACCAGAUUACCCAAAUAGUUAUCCAUUAGAGAGUGAAUGUAUUUGGAUAAUACGUGCGGCGCCCGGAAAUCGGGUCACAUUUAACUUCAUUUCAUUCAAUUUAGAAGAGAGUGAAUAUUGUAAUACAGAUUACGUUGAGCUCCGGGAACAGGAGUCGAGUGGACCGCUAUUAGGCCGUUAUUGCGGCCGACAGGUGCCCGCAUUAAACUUCACGUCAACGCAUAUUCUUUGGGUAAAGUUCCGAUCGGAUCAGUCGGGAACGGCUCCGGGUUUUCAGGCCUCGUAUGCUUUGGAUCACGGAAUCGAUUUGACCGGCAAUUCGGGACAAAUAGCGAGUCCAGGUUAUCCGCACGACAUUCGCCCCCAAGACUCAGUCUUCUCGUGGACUAUAACUGUUCCGCAAUACAAAUACAUUAGCAUAACGUUUACAGAAUUGGCUCUUCAAACGACUUACACUGAAUGCAGUUCUUAUGUCUCACUCUUGGAUGGUAUCGGAGAAUCGGCCCCAGAAUUGGGUCGUUAUUGCGGUUACAAUAUUCCGGACGCCGUCUCCAGCAAUGGGAACGCAAUGACAGUUAACUUUGUGAUGACAACAGGAAUGCCGGGAAAGUUCUUCCUGUUGUGGAACGCCGUCAACGAAACGGUGGCCUUAUCUUUGAGGAAACCAGUGGUCACACCCGUCGGCAACACAUCGUUUGAUAUAAUACUCAACAAGAACUCUACGUAUAGACUGACGAGUCCCGGAUAUCCCAACGUACACGGUUCCAGUGGUUACAUAUCCACCGACGACGUGACCAAUGAAAUAAAGUGCGAAUGGAUUAUCAAAGCGAGACACGACCGGACCAUUCAGUUGACGUUUGAGUCGCUCAACAUCGCCGACAACGGCAACUGUCAGUACUCAUACAUACUGUUGAAAAAUGGUGGCCGCAAACGGUCGCCCCCUUUGGGCGGCGGUCGCUAUUGCGGCCAAACUAUACCCACGAUUCCCGAGAGUUCGUCUGAUAUGAUUCGCGUCGAGUUCUACGCCCGAAGAGAUUUACAUGCGGACUUCCGUUUGCGAUACAACGAAGUGUCUGUCGGUUGCGGCGAUCACAUCGAGUUAACCGCCAGUAACUCCAGUGUCAACAUCUCGUCACCAAACUAUCCGCAACAACCGCCCCAUCGAGUGGAGUGCGAUUGGGUUAUCAUGAGUCCCGUCAACACAAACAUUAGAUUUGAUUUCGUCUUUCAACAGAUGCCGAUGCGAUGCAAUAAGACAACAGAGUUUGUAGAGAUAAGAGACGGCGGGACCGGUGUCUCAACGCUGAUCGACAAAUACUGUGUUCCGCCCACUCUUUCCAAUACAAUCCGAAGUUCAGGCAAUUAUAUAUUCGUCCGAUUCGUUACGUCUAACGCAGAAAAUUUAGCCAAUUUUAAGGCAAACGUAAGGAUAAGCGAUUGCGGCGGCACUUAUUUAGCGGCCUAUUCUCUCAGCCAACUAAGUCUUCCCAAUUAUCCCAACAAUUAUACCGAUAAUAUGCAAUGCAAUUACUAUUUGCGUUCAUAUUAUGCCAGCUCUUACCACGAGAUAAACAUCACUGCUAUGGAUAUUGUAGCCAAUUCUGACUGUUCUAUAGGCGAUUACGUCGAGUUUCGAGAAGAGGGUCCGACCGGAGAACUCAUUGGACGAUAUUGUGGUUCAAAUGAAGAAAACACAACCAUUUCUCUUAAAUCAAAGAAAAAUAUCGUUUAUAUAUCAUUCAAAAGCGACAUUUCAAGGACCGGAAGGGGAUGUGGUAAUACUAUUGAAAACGCGGCUAAUAAAGGGGUGCUAACGAGUCCUAACUACCCAAACUCUGUAUCGGAAUACAGUUACUGUGUGUGGUAUGUGUUCGCACCGCCCGGUCGUAGUUUGAAACUUACAUUUUUGGAUUACAAUCUCAAAGUGAAUCCCAGAAAUACAAGCAUUUGUUUGGAUACUAUAAAAAUAUAUAGAGGCAGCUAUUAUUCAUCUCAAGCCUUACUUCCCUGCGGAGCGGUUAUACCCGAACCCAUACAAACUCAGAGCCAUGUGUUAUGUAUUUUGUUUUAUUCCUCUGGUUUGGCCGCCGGAGAGGGCUUUCGAGUCGAAUACAGCGCUGAUGAAGAAGAAUUUUGCGGAGGAGUACUAUCGGGAACCGCGGGUUCAAUCAGUUCCUAUAGAUUCGGUGAAACCAAUUUCACGGAUCAGAUCGACUGCGUGUGGGAUAUAAACGUGCCGUCCAAUAGCCCUAACUAUACGGUGGCCUUUCGUUUCGAUGUGUUUGAAAUCCCGGCCUCCGCUUACUGUGUGAACAGUUCACUUCGCUUUGAACACUACAACAUUCGGUAUCGAUAUUAUUAUCACUAUUAUAAUAAGUAUUGCGGAAAUAACACACAAAAUGGGAAAAAGUUUGAGUUUUUUGCGCCGAAUCGAGCGGAAACGAACCUAGGUUAUCCAAAAUUAUUCCUCACCACUAACUAUACGAACGGUUAUCGAGGAAUUAGUGGCAAAUAUUUCAUCCAAGAAUGCGGCGGAUUCUUUAGGAACCCGGACGGCGAGUACGUGUCACCCAAUUAUCCCGAUAGUUAUCCCAUCGACUCGUACUGUGUUUGGGAGUUUGUGGUCGAUUGGGGUCAACAGUUGAUCAUCACAUUCACUGAUUUCAAUUUGGGAACCGAUUGCGAACUCGAUUACGUCCAGAUUCAACAGGGCUUUUGGUCGGACUCACCCACAACUGACAAGUAUUGCGGCUCUACAGCGGCUCAAGAGAUACACUCAUCGGUGGGUAAAAUAAAGGUGAUGUUCAAAGGGACGGCAACCAAUCGGCCCUCAACUGGCUAUCGGUUCAAAAUGUAUGUCCGGAAGGAAGAGCACGGAUGCGGAGGACUACUCAUGAAUCCGAUGGGAAAUAUUCAUUCAUUGAAAUACCCGACCCGUUAUGACCACAACGUGGAGUGUGUAUGGAAUCUGCAAAUGCAUGUCAGUUAUCACAUAAACUUCACUUUCGUCGACCGAUUCGACAUCGAAAAGACAGAUAAUUGCGAUAAGGAUUACAUCCUAUUCGAGGAACAGCUCGACGCCGAAGACGACACUAAUUGGUCACAGAUUGGCAAAUAUUGCGGUACAGACCGACCGCAACCAUUCAAGUCUCGCACUAACAAAGUUCGCGUCACUUUCCACACCAACGACAAUAUCAAUGGCGACGGCUUUAAACUCAUGUAUCAAAUAGCGUGCGGAGAGGUGUUCACGGCAUCCACCGGUGUCUUCACGAGUCCUAAUUAUCCCAAUGAUUACAAUAAUAUGAUUCGCUGUGAAUAUCUUAUUCUUCGCACUCCUAAAGACUAUAUACGGCUCGAGUUUGACGACGACUUUGAUGUGGAAACGGGUCAUAUGUGCCGUUGGGAUGCCGUCGAUAUCUAUUUGGGCAAUAAUACCGGCGCUACACAUAUGGGAACGUACUGUGGGGUAGAGAAGCCUCCCAUUAUCACAUCAAACGCCGCCCUUUUGGUCACUUUCAGAAGUGACAGCAGUUAUGUGAGAAAAGGCUUUAAAGCCUCGUUUUCGGUCACAUCUUGUGGCGGAAACUAUACGGACGACACGGGUUUCAUAUAUAACCCACCGGUGCGUCGAUAUAAUUACAUGAACUGUGUUUGGUAUAUAACGGUUGCCGAGAAUCGGGUCAUUGAACUGGUGUUCAACCGUAUAAAUAUGCUCAACAAUUAUAACUGUUAUUAUAACGGUCUGGAGAUUAGGGAUGGCGUGAACAGCACUGCGCCCCUAAUCGGCAGGUAUUGCCAAACAAUACGAGACACCGGCGCUAUUGUGAAGUCGUCUGGCAAUCAAUUGCGGAUCACGUAUCGCACGGAUGGCUAUUAUUACCAUGAUAAUAUCGAGGAUUUGGGUUUCAGACUCGCCUACAGAACCACUCUGGGAGAGGAUCAGGGAUGCGGUGGUGUCUUCCACAACAUCUCCAUGGGUUCCAUCGAAUCGCCAGACAUAGAUAACGACGGCAAGUAUGAGUUGGACGUCAACUGUUGGUAUCACUUCAUUUUGCCCGAAGACAAAGUGGUGAAGAUUACGUUCAGCAAACUGGACAUCGAAGAGAGUCCAACCAAUGGCACCAAAUGUGCCUUUGAUUUUGUCGAAGUGAGAGAUGGUUUGUCGCAUACGAGCGCUUUAGUCGAUCGCUUCUGCGGCACAACUAUUCCCAGUCCUAUCAUUGGGUCGACUAAUAAAAUGGCGGUUCAGUUCUUCUCCGACGGCAAAGAAGCGAAGACCGGAUUUAAGGCUCAGUUUGAGGCCAUCGAUAAACUGUGCGGUGGAUUUAUAAAUGUAACAAAUGUGACGCAAACUCUCUCAUCACUCAAUUACCCGACAGGAUAUCCGACGGGUUUGCGGUGCAAAUGGCACUUCACUUUUGAACGUAAUUAUUACUCUUACUGGUCGACCACUAUUCGCAUCAAAUUCACUGAUUUGGAUAUCAAUUGCAAUAAUAAUGAUUACAUUGAGUUCAGUGCCGACACUUACACCAGUCAUAGGAUAGAGCCGUAUAGGAUGUGCGGCACUCGAGCGCCGCCCGCUAUUGUCGCCAAAAGAGGUCUAUGGAUGACAUUUGUGACGAAUACAGUGCCAGCCGUUAACCAUAAGGGCUUUUCGCUGAACUACACGUUCGCCGCUUGCAAUCAGACUUAUAACGAAGACUCGGGACUAAUAAUUAACACUAGAUAUCCGGACUAUUCAUACGUUUACAGUUACACCCGAUUGUGUCAAAUGAAUAUCACGGCAAAAGUCGGUCACACUAUUGCUCUGUAUUUCAAUGAUUUCCGUAUAUAUCGGUCGACGAACCGAAUCGGUUGUUAUUACGGAAAUAUGACUAUUAAAGACGGUUUGGCCGACACUUCGCCGGAGCUGAAGGUGUUGUGCGGCGACACUCUUCCCGAUCCCAUAUUUUCAUCGGGCAAUCAAUUGUCGAUAAAAUUGUUGGGCUAUAGCGCCAAGUUCUUCAUCACAUACACCACUACCGCUGCCGGUCGUGGCUGUGGCGGAAACUUAACGUCAUUUAACGGCACGUUUACGAGUCCUUUAUAUCCGUCGGCGUAUAACGUGAGCGGCGUUUGCAAAUGGUUUGUCCACUCUUUUGGUUUGCAUUCACUGACCCUACGAUUCACAUCACUGUCCCUCUCGUCCACUAUUGGCUGUCAAACAAACUAUAUUGAAGUCUAUGAGGGAAAGGAAGAUCUGCCCACUAAUCGUAUUAUCCGUAUUUGCGGUGAUGACAAUCCGGCGCCCAUUCAAAGCCAGGGAAACUUAUUACUCGUGAAAUUAGUGACAAAUGCCAACAAUACUUCGCCCGGAUUUAGAGCCCAGUAUAGCUUCAAUAGUCAGGAAAUGAAUGCAACGAAACAGAUAAUGACAUCAAACCUGAGGCCACACAUCACUUCAGACGGUUCCGUGUAUUUCCCAACGGAUGGCAUACUCUUUAGACAUAAUAAUUGAAAACAUUUCUAAUGUAUUGUUAUUUCGAUGAAUAAAUAUUUAAUUUGUAUUUUGUUUUCUUGAAAAAUAAAAUUAACUUCAAUUCACAA